AUGAAAAAUAAGAGAAGAGGGCUAAAAGAGCAACCAAGAAAGAAGCCUUUAGAUAUUGAAAAGAAAAUAAGGAAUCCUUAUAAAUAUGAAGAACAAAUGCAUUUUGAUAAUUUAUGUAAAGGUGAAUUAUAUUUACCUGAAUCGUGUAAAGGUAAAAAGCUAGCUAUGUUAUGUAAUCGUUUAUAUUAUUUUAAUAUAAAUGAUGAAGAAUUAUUAGAACGAUAUGCUGAAAGAGCAAGUGUAAUAGCUAAUAGUAUGAGUACAAAAGAAAUGUCGUUAAUAUUAAAUACUAUGAGGAAAUUUAAUUAUCGAAAUGAAAAAUUAUUGGAAACAUUUUCUAAACAUAUACCAAGUAAAUUACAUAAAGGGGUACCACAGGAUAUCUCCUUAAUAUUAAAUGCAUAUUCUCAUUUUAAUUAUAAAGAUAAAAAUUUAAUCAAUAGAAUAUGUGAAGAAAUACCACAUAAAAUUCCACAUUUCCAACCAAGUCAUAUAUCUAGUGUAAUAAGUGCUUUUUAUAAACUACAAAUAAGAGACCAAAUAAUUAUUGAUGAUAUGAUAGAUGAAAUAAUAGAAAGGAUUGAUGAAUUUGAUACCAAAUCCUUAACAAAUAUAAUAAAUUCAUUUUCUAAAUUAAAUUAUAAAAAUGAUAAUAAAUAUAUUUUAUGGAAAAAAUGUAUCCAAGCCGUAAAAAAAUUGGACAAAGAGUUUAAUUUCUUAGAGAUUGUUUUAAUAACUAAUGCAUUGUGUAAAGAACAUAUUGUAAAAAUAAAAAAUAAAAAUAAUGCAUAUAUACAUGACAAUAAUGAUAAUAAUAAUAUAUAUACACAUUUAUGUGAAGUUAUAAAAUAUAAGAUAUAUGAAGAAAAGUGCCUGAAUGUUCAUACCAAUUCAUUUUUGUUAUGUACUGUUGCACAUUCUUUAUCUAAAGUUAAAUAUUAUGAUAAAGAUUUAUUUCAUUUUAUUAUUGAAUAUUUUUCUGAUGAAAAUAAUUAUAUUUCUUUAGAUAACCAACAUUUCUCACAAUUAAUAUAUUCUUCUUAUAUUUUCAAUAUUGAUAAACCAGAAUUUAUAAAUAUGUUUAUUAAAGUAAUAUCCAAUCGAAUAGAAAAUAAACAACUAAAUGAACAGGCAUUAUCAACAAUUUGUUAUUCAUUAGCUAAAUUAAAAAUUAGGAAUAUACCAUUCUUUAUACUUUUAUCAUCUUAUAUUAUUAAACAAAAAAUACAAUUAUCUACACAAAGUUUAAGUCUUAUUUGUUAUAGCUAUUCUAAAUUACUUAUAAAAUCAGAAAUGUUAUUUUAUAUAUUGUCAAUACAAAUUUUUCAACAUAUGAAUAUGUUUACAAAACAAGGGUUAUCCAUCAUAUUAAGUUCUUAUGCUAAUUUAAAAAUAUUUAAUGUUAAAAUGUUUUCUCUUAUUAAUAAAUAUAUGAAUCUUUAUCUACCAAAUUUUACAAAAAAUGAAUGUUUAUUAAUUUGUUCACAUUAUGAACAUGCUCUAAAAAAUUUAAAUGAUUCAGUUAACAAAAAUAAUGAUGAUACAAAAAUGUUGGUAAAUAAAACAUCCAAGACUAAAAAGGAAUUAAAUGAUUUUGUUGAAUCAUUAAAAGAAAAAAUUUCUAAACUAGAAGAUGAUGAGAAGAUAAAGAAUCAUGAUAAUAAAAAUAAAAUUAUUAAUAAUGAAGAAAAAGAUGUUGAUAUUUUUGAUGAUGAAAAUAUUUUUUCAAUAUUUAAACAAAACGAUAUUUUAAAUGAUCACCAUGAAGAUAAUAAUAAUACUAGUAAUAGUGAAAUUUUUAAUAUACCAAAUUCAAAUAAUACAUUACAUACUUCUGAUGGAUAUAUAAUAAAUGAAGAUAUAAAGAAAAAAGAAGAUACUUUAAAAUUGUAUCAAAAAAUAUUUCUUGAUCAUAAAAAUGUAAAUAGUAAUAUAUUACAAAAUGUAUCACUAAACAACGAAAUAUUUAGUCAACAACUUUCAUCAUUAAUAGACAAACAAAAUGAAACCAAUCAAAAAAUGAAUAACUAUCAAGUGUUUGAAAAUUAUCCAAAAGAUGAAAUAAAUGAACAAACAGAAAACACAUCAAAUAUAUCACAUACAUCAGACAUUUCAAAUAACACACAAUUAUCAGAUCAUUUAAUACAUUCAUCAAAUCAGAUUUAUAAUAAUAACCAGAAAACCAAAAGCUUGAUAGAUCUCAUGACUUCAAACAAACCCCCAAUCAUAAAUUCUGAAAAAGAAAAUUUAAUAAAAUCAGCUGAACAAAUGGAGACAGAAUUUAUAAGAGAUUAUAUAAAUCAACAACAAGAUUCUCAUCAUAAUAGUACAAUGGGAAGAAAUCAUGAAAAAAGGAAACACAAAAAAAAUAAAAUAAAAAACUUAUUGUCAAAAAAUAAUCAAACUGUAAAUGAUCUUAAUGAUCUAAAGAAAAAAUGGAAUGAAAUUUAUAAAAAAUAA
Plasmodium adleri (nom. inval.) is the source of this 2460-nucleotide messenger RNA. RefSeq names its product conserved Plasmodium protein, unknown function. Bases 1 to 2460 code for a protein of 819 amino acids. Lineage: Eukaryota; Apicomplexa; Aconoidasida; Haemosporida; Plasmodiidae. Gene Ontology annotation, molecular function: RNA binding. Gene Ontology annotation, biological process: mitochondrial RNA processing; regulation of mitochondrial mRNA stability. Gene Ontology annotation, cellular component: ribonucleoprotein granule; mitochondrial matrix. The record is from RefSeq and is a predicted model, not a curated record. The transcript has a single exon.